Molecule: messenger RNA, 1234 nt
Organism: Klebsormidium nitens
Lineage: Eukaryota; Viridiplantae; Streptophyta; Klebsormidiophyceae; Klebsormidiales; Klebsormidiaceae
Source: the annotation of a GenBank genome assembly
AGCAGAGUCUGAUGGCAAUGCAGCCCCACUGAACUUCAGCCUGAGGCUGAAGCAACAAUUUCACAACUUGCAAGCUACGGUACCGUAAAGCCUAAAGGCUAAAGCACCAGGUUCUGGCGGCACCAGAAACUUUAGUCCAGAAUCAAGAUUGCCAUAGACGGAAGAGGAGGCGGAAGACGGAAGGGGGGCUUGUGCAGAAUCAUAGAUUGUGCGCCCUGCUUAGACCUGGCAUGCAUUGGUUCGAAGGGUGAUCUGCAUUCUUCCCUUUCCAGCCGCUUCGCAAGAAUUUUUGCCCUCACUUUGCAAACUGACGCUUUGUGUGUAGCUUGCGCAAGCAUCCGUGUUGAAACACUUGUUGUGUGGAGCUUGCUUCCAACGACCGCCAACCUUCAUUCCGAGCUUCAGCUCGAAACCUGACUCCAAUACUUUUACGUGCUCCCGGGCGUAAAUUCUGCAUCCAUUUAGGCGAAGGUGCAGUCUAGAUUAGGUUUGCGUCUGACAAAGCGAUAUGACAGUAAUGGCGGCCAGCGUCCAAGAUGCGCUGCUUUCGGUUCAAGACUUUACCCCAUUCCUGGCAAACCUGGCUGCUCCAACGCUGGUUGCAUUUUUGGCGCACCUGCUUUAUGUCAAGUUUAUGGUCGACCUUUUGAUGGCACGAGUGAAGCACAAGAUCUUUCCCCCAGCCAUGUCAGGCCACCCUGACUUUGAUCGCUGCGUGAGAGUGUAUGAGAACCAGCUAGAGCAGUACAUCCCAUUCCUGAUGAGCAUGUUUUUGUGUGCAAUCUUCAUCAACGGCAAUUUGGCGGGGAUCCUAGGGCUGCUGUGGGUGCUUUGUAGAUACCAGUACGGGCGCCGCUACCAGGCCCAUAGGUACGGCCGAGAUAUCGGGCGGUACACAGGUCCAGCGUAUCUCCUCAUUGCCGUGAUGUACAUCCUUCCUGUUGUCAGGAUCGUAUAUGUGUACGCGCAGUCAGUCUUCUGAGCUCUUAUGAGCACUGAAUGUUUGGAGACGCAGAGUUUGAUGGCCAGGUUUUGGUUUCUCCUGGUAAAAGGUUAGAGUCUGCAUCAAUCGCACGAGUUAUUAUUGAGCUCAGAUUGAGUAAGUUGUUUUGUAAGUAAGUUAUUCUAGCCCACUGUGGACUCAUGCAAGCUGAUUUAAAGAUAGAGACGAACAUCCCUUGUGUUUGCUUAGUGGCCUCGGCCGCGCACAUACUAAUGCACCUGAUGCAUAAAU